Molecule: messenger RNA, 744 nt
Organism: Rhineura floridana
Lineage: Eukaryota; Metazoa; Chordata; Lepidosauria; Squamata; Rhineuridae
Gene: IZUMO4
Product: IZUMO family member 4
Exons: 11
Coding region: 1-744 (247 amino acids)
Cellular component (GO): nucleus
Source: RefSeq, a predicted model, not a curated record
AUGGGUUGCCAAACCUGCUGUCUGGCCUUGGCGGUGGUUGUAAUCCUGGCCCCCGGACCUUCCUGGCUUUGCCUGCAGUGCGACCCAAACUUUGCCAUCCGCUUUGCCUCGUACGCCCCCCACUUGAGCCGCAAGUCUUGGGGGCUGGGGGAUGUCCCAGCCGCGGGCCGGAGGCUCCGGGGCUGGACCCAGGACACGCUACAGGAGUUGCACCUGGGGGUUCGGGCUGAGAUCCCAAUGGUGAAACUCCAGAUGAUCGCAACAACCGUGUACGGGAAACUCGACACCCUGUUCAAAGGCAACACCUACAAGCCAGGUGUCCUUCCAGUAAUCCUGAGUUCCAUUUUUGAGGAACAAGUCAAAUUGCUACGGAAUGCCAUCAUCGAAAGCAGAGUGAAGUGUGAACGCCAUUGUGGAAUAAAGCAGUAUGAAGCCAUCUCUUGUGAAACAUGCAGCCCCACCAAACCAACUUGCUUUGGAUAUAAUUGCGAGUCCUCUGAAGAAUGGGAAGAUGCCUUGAAGGGCCUCUAUGAGCACAUAAAUAAUUUGAGCACGCAGCCUGGCGAAUGGUCAAUGGCACUGAAGCAAAUCCCUGGAUUUAGCCACUGCACAUCAACAAGCCUAGACAACCUGAACUUUACAAGUAUAGAGAGCACUCUCUCGAAAAACUGGCUCAACAUGAUGGCCCUGAAGGAGCUUGAGGGAGACAUGCCCAUCCUCCAGCUCUUUGCUCCAAUUUGCUGA